UAACUCUCAGUCGGGCCUUAAAUCCAGCUUAAUUUGACACGGCCUCGGUGCAUCUGUUUCUAUUCGGGGUGCCUGUCUUAUUUUUUUUUUUCCCCUUCUAUUUUUCUCUUUUUAUUUUUUUUAACCAUUCUGUUAAUUUUACCUUGCUUGUCCCUUUUCUGACGUCGCUCUGGUAGUAGUCUUCGUCAAUUGUCUAUCCAACCGUCGUCGAACCCUCUCCGCCGUGGUUGUUCGUAGCGCUUACUUUCUUUUGCAACUAAAACCCAUUAGGGCUGUACUUUUCGUUGUGGAAUAUCUCACUAUAUUCCCUCCUUUUCUUUGCGCAGUUAACGCCAAAGCGCGCCGGCUUUCUCGCUCGAGCCCGACACCCCUGAAUUCAUUAGUUGUUCUUUGAUCGCACGUUCUUCGGCUACGCGACUGAGACCAACCGGUCGAGUUCAAAGUGUUGCCAUUAUGUCGAGACCUCGGAUUGUUCGAGCUGAUACGCUUGACUUGCAGGAUCAGAACGCACCUUCGGCAAAAGAUCAUACGACCCAGAACGUAAACCCGGCUCCUCUCGAUGGUGGCAUGGCUCCCCACCAAGAAUUGUCGAUUCGCCAUGCAGACCAAGAUACACGCGCUGAAAUCAUGCACGGGCCAACUGGCGAGACCGAUGGCUACGGUGAUGGUAUUGAUAUGUAUGAUGAUGACGAGGAUCCCGAUGAGCGCCAUCAUGAUUUGGGCGGAGGGUCUUCCGAGGAUGGCGAUCUUACAGAUGGGGAAGGUGAUGAUCUUAUGGACGAUGAUAUGGAUAAGAUCUCAAGUUCCCCGUCAAUUGAUGAUGAGGAUAUCGAUUUCGAAUUUGUAUAUGCGCUUCAUAACUUCGUCGCUACUGUGGAAGGACAAGCCAAUGCAGCAAAGGGAGACACUAUGGUUCUCCUUGACGACAGCAAUACCUACUGGUGGCUUGUGCGGAUUGUGAAAGACGGCAGUAUCGGAUAUCUCCCAGCAGAACACAUCGAAACACCCACCGAAAGAUUAGCAAGGUUAAAUAAGCAUAGAAACGUCGAUCUUUCUGCGACAAUGCUUGGCGACAACUCAGAGAAAUCCAAGAAUCCGUUGAAGAAGGCAAUGCGCCGUAGGAAUACGAAAAACGUUGCUUUUGCUGCCCCUACAUACAUCGAAGCAUCUGACGUCGAGUAUUCCACCGAGGACGAGGACGAUGGCGGAGGUUUCUACAUUGACGACGAGGAUAUAGCAGAAACAGAUGAUAUUGAAGAACGCCACGACGAAGACAUAAUAGUCGAACCUCUCAGACCGAAGUCGCAGCGAGAGAAAGAGGCACAGGAACCAGAGACCGUUCGAGAGAGCCAGGAAACAGAGCGUCAGAGCCCGGAACCGAGGCAAUCCGCUGAGGAAGCCAUGGAAUCAGAGGGUGGUACCGUCAGCAGGUCCAGAAAUGGCACUGUGCGGAACACGGAUUCAUUCUUCAAGGACGACACGGCCGAACCGAAGAAGAUAUCAUUGACACCUAAUCUUCUGCGUGAUGAAGGAAAUAGGGCUGCCAAUAGUGAGAGCAAAGAGGACCGUAGUAGUAUGGAGGCAAUUGAAAAGGUGCUUGCCGCCGAUGACAAGAAAGAGGAUAAGAAGCGGAAAGAGAAGAAACCGGGGAUGCUCAGUGGACUGUUUAAAAGAAAAGACAAGAAGAACAAGGCGCCUGAGAAUGAGGGCGAGGAGCAGGAGAAACUUUCGUCGGAAACUUCACGGUCACCAAAAGCGUCUCUGGACUCAGUGUCGUCUCCCGAAGGUCGAUCACCGAACAAUGGCAAGCUCCAAAAACAGCCACCUGGGUCUAUAUCUCCUACGAAGAGGGAUCCUCAGUAUGAAUCAGCCGCCCAGGAUGCUACGAGGGCUGUUCAAGGGGCAACAUCGACAACGAAAGGAAGUCAAUGGAUUAGACAGGUGGUACCUGAAGAGGAAGAAGAUGAUGAUGAAGAUGAAGAGCCUGUCCAGUCUCCUCGCUCGAGAUCUUCAGAGGAUACUCGGGAAACUGUGUCAUCACCUCAGAGUACAUCAAGUCCUAUCAAGCAGACUUCCCCUCCUGUGCAGUCUCGCAGCAUUGAUGCCGUAGCUUCACCUAUUGAGGCGAACAAUAGACUCUGGCAAGACGCAUUUGGGGAAAAGGCAUCAAUCCAACAACAGCCAAUUACAUCUCCUCCCAAGAGAAUCCCAUCCACACAAAACCUGGGCCCCCAAAACCGAGGUCUAGAGUCACCUAUUGAUGUGUCGCCAAUUGACCAUCAAGCUCCCAGUGGUGCACCAGGGCUCAUUUUCGAUUUGUCGCCCGGGAAGCGCUCCGACUCUCCAAUUUCCCCGCCUUUGUCUCCAGGUGCCGAUACCAACGGUCAGAACACCGACGACGCGCGUUCUGCCACGUCUCCUCAGAACCCAACUUGGAGCGAUGCCAGCUUGCGAUCCUAUUUGGAUGAUGAUAAUGAUAUUCGUGACUUGUUUAUCAUUGUUCAUGACAAGUCUAAUGUUCCCCCGGCGGGACCUGAUCAUCCGAUAACAGGAAGUCUAUUCAAGGAGGAGAGCAAAAGACUGAGAGAGAUGACCGGUAGACUUGACGGGAUGCUGGCUGAAUGGGUAGGCCGCAAGUCGCAGAGUCAAAUGGUCGACCGUGUCUAAAAAUCUUGAUCUAUAAACAUUUGCAUACUGAUCUGUUCGCAUAUUUCAACCGCCAUAUAUAUUGGUUCGACGACAGCCAAUACAUACGCCUAUGUUAUUAGUUAGCAGCUUAUAUGUGCUGGACGCAUAGACUGUCUUUAAUUUUUCCUUGAUCGAUCCUCUGUUGAUUGGAGUUUUCCUUCGUUUCUCUUAUCCUCUCCUUUUGUGUACUAUCUAUCUCUCAUGUUCUUUUUAUUUUAUUUUGUUUUUCUCUUUUCAAGCUCUACAGCCUGUUCUGUUAUAUAAAGUCCUGUGCUGUUUAGUUUUUGUCUGACUUAUUGUAUGUUAUUCAUUUCGACUGGGAUACCCCAAGGCAAAUACAGU
This is a messenger RNA of Aspergillus ruber CBS 135680, 3030 nucleotides long. RefSeq lists its product as uncharacterized. Gene Ontology annotation, biological process: establishment or maintenance of actin cytoskeleton polarity. Lineage: Eukaryota; Fungi; Ascomycota; Eurotiomycetes; Eurotiales; Aspergillaceae. Gene Ontology annotation, cellular component: microtubule cytoskeleton; cell tip. Bases 454 to 2667 code for a protein of 737 amino acids. Gene Ontology annotation, molecular function: protein binding. The transcript is spliced from 7 exons. The record is from RefSeq and is a predicted model, not a curated record.